Molecule: messenger RNA, 1258 nt
Organism: Melanaphis sacchari
Lineage: Eukaryota; Metazoa; Arthropoda; Insecta; Hemiptera; Aphididae
Gene: dsx-c73A
Exons: 7
Coding region: 195-1037 (280 amino acids)
Source: RefSeq, a predicted model, not a curated record
UCAAAAAUAUUAAGAGCGGCCCAUGAUUGGAUUGUCUUUUUAUUUAAUUUCAAAUUAGAUUAAUAUAUUACUGAUAAAAUCAAGUUCUUGGAUCGCUCUGACAUAUACACCGCGCACAAAAAAGACCAGAUAACGGAAAAGACCGUCGGAUGUCUGUGGAACGGUCGUAAAGCAACGUCUGUGAUUUUGUCGUGAUGAGCGUGCGGGCGCUAUUGCGCGCCAUACUUUUGGCUAUCUUGGUCACCGCGACAUGUCAAACAGACGAAACAACGAACGAUUAUUCCACUGUUGAUUCUACAGAGCAACCAGAAUCGACUGAAGAAGAGCAGGAAUCGAAUAAAUCAGCAACACCUAACCAAGGAUUAAAACCAACAAAAUACCACUAUUAUCCACACAAUCAACACAUAUAUCUACUGCCCGAGUGUGCAGUUCAACAGGUGUGUAAUGCCGUAUAUGUAAGACUCAAUUACACGCAACCACUAUGCGCCUGUCCAUCCAGGUACAAAGAGCCGUGCUCUGCAUCUUUAAACGCUGACGACCUACACACUACAGAACUGUCCACGGACACAACCGGCAAAAUCCUCACAUUGGUCAAGACGUGCGAACCAGUGGCCGAAAUGAGGACGUGCCGUUCACCGAGGGACUGGUCGUUAUUGGCUCUACAAAACGUCCGCACCGGCAAGUCGCAUUACCUGGUCAUCUGCAGAUGUCCUCACACCAGUCUACUGGAAGGUCCGAUGAGUCACGACCAGCCGACGUACGCCAGCGUCCCUGGCAUCAGAGUUUAUGGCAUGAUGUGCGUAACAAAGAAUGGUGGCGGAGGAAGUCAUCAAACUACGUUGGCGCCACCUCUCCAUUCUAGCCCAGCGCCGAUAACUAAGCGACGGGCUAGGCCUCUAAGAAACCCCCGAUCGUUAAACUCCUACUUCAGGAGGUCUUCAGAAAGCCAAUUGUCGCCACCAUUCCCUUGGCGCAGAGCCAUGCAGUUUAUCAAAUCAGUGCAAGUAGAAGAUUCACUGAAAAGUAAACGGUCUUAGACUAUUCGUCAUCUAUACUGAAAACGGUUGAAUAAAAUUAAAGUUCAAUUAGCAAAUACAUUGUAUUAUUUGUUAUUAUUUAAUAUUAAAAUAAUAAAAUGUAAUGAAGCUGCUCAACUCUUUUCUUUUAUCUAAACAUAAUUUAUUAAUUACUUUUUUUUGAAUAGAUAUAAUUAUACAAGUAGACAAUAUAAAUAUAAUUUUAAUUUUUUUUUUUUUGU